AUGUUUUUAAGAACGGUUAUAAUGGAUACUGAGUUAAACGUUUCUUACAUAACUUUGUGGGGGUAUGUGGAACUAAACAAAUACAAAUAUUUGUAUUUUGCUAUUAUGUUUACAGUAUAUUUGUUGAUAAUCUGUAGUAAUUCUAUUAUUGUGUAUCUGAUCUGGACAAACAAAAACCUCCAUGAGCCCAUGUACAUUUUCAUAGCAGCUUUGUUAUUUAACUGUGUUCUUUACAGCACCACCCUUUACCCAAAGCUCCUGAUUGACUUUUUAUCUGAAAACCAGAUCAUAUCAUAUUUAGCUUGUCACUUCCAGUUUUUUAUGUUUUAUACUGUAGGAUGUGCAGAGUUCUUACUGCUGGCAGUGAUGUCGUUUGACAGAUAUGUGUCUAUUUGCAAACCUCUGCAAUAUCGAAUGAUUAUGACUAAAAGCACAGUGAACCUUUUUCUUGUUCUGGCCUGGUUCUUUCCUGCUUGCCACAUUGCAGUACAAACAAUCCUGAGUGCCAAAGCUAAAAUAUGUAAUUUAAGGUUAAAUGGAAUCAUUUGCAACAACGUCAUUUACUCAAUUCACUGUGUAAGAUCAAGACCAAUUGCUAUUUUUGGGGUUGUUGCUUUAAUAAAUAUUGUAUAUAUACCCAUGAUCUUUACAGUUUUUACUUAUGCAAAGAUAUUUGUGAUAUCCUAUAAAAAUUCUAAAACAUUGAGAAAAAAAGUUGCUGAGACCUGCAUACCUCACCUGUUGGUUUUAAUCAGCUACUUCUGUUUGAUUACAUAUGAUGUAAUUAUAGCCCGAAUGGACGUUGAUUUUCCCCAAACUGUUUGUUUUAUAAUGACAUUACAAGUGCUUUUAUAUCAUCCUUUGUUUAAUCCAUUCAUAUAUGGAAUCAAAAUGAAAGAAAUUUGCAAACGUCUUAAAAGAUUGUUUUGUUCAGGCAAAAUCUGA
Molecule: messenger RNA, 945 nt
Organism: Nematolebias whitei (Rio pearlfish)
Lineage: Eukaryota; Metazoa; Chordata; Actinopteri; Cyprinodontiformes; Rivulidae
Product: olfactory receptor 6Y1-like
Exons: 2
Coding region: 1-945 (314 amino acids)
Biological process (GO): G protein-coupled receptor signaling pathway
Cellular component (GO): membrane
Molecular function (GO): G protein-coupled receptor activity; olfactory receptor activity
Source: RefSeq, a predicted model, not a curated record